This is a messenger RNA of Penicillium salamii, 1107 nucleotides long. The record is from the annotation of a GenBank genome assembly. Lineage: Eukaryota; Fungi; Ascomycota; Eurotiomycetes; Eurotiales; Aspergillaceae.
AUGGAUACACUCAUGACCAGCCUGCCAACAAAUGUUGGGGCCAUCCUCAUGGAGAAUAUCUUCAUCAUCCAGAUCGUGUCCAUGUUCUCUAUCGGCGCGUACAAUGCCCUAGAAACAGGGAUUGUCACGUUCGACUCAUUCAAGCGCUACCGGGGCCUCUAUUUCUGGAGCAUGCAAUUUGCAUCCUGGGGAAUUCUCGUGCAUGCCAUUCCUGCUAUGGCUCGCUUUAUUUCUCAGGCGUCCAACCUCCCGACGUCCAUCCCCUUCAUGAUAGGAUGGUACGCCAUGGUUACCGGCCAAGCUGUCGUCCUCUACUCGCGUCUGCACCUCGUUUUCUCCGACAUGAGAAAGGUGCGGUGGGUUCUAUGGAUGAUCAUUACAAACGCUUGCAUCCUACAUAUCCCAAUGACCGUUUUUUUCUUCGGCCUCAACCGCGGCGAUGCGCGCUUUGCUCGCCCUGCCGCGAUAUUUGACCGGAUCCAAUCGACGGUUUUUUGCAUACAAGACUUCGUCAUCUGUGUCAUAUAUAUAUAUAAAGCGGUGCAUCAUUUCAAGAGUGCCAUUACAAUCCGCGGUCGCGACGGCCGCAACGCCAUUAUCCAUCUAUUUUGCAUCAACAUCCUCGUUGUAAUCCUGAACGUCUUACUACUCCUCGCGGAGUACAAGCUACACUACAUUCAAGUGAGCUUCAAGACGGUGGUGUACAGCGUCAAGCUGAAGUUGGAAUUCUCUGUGCUCAACCGUCUCCGGUUGCUGACAAGUACGAACCCCUGCAUCUGCCAGCAUGGACCCGAGGACAGCCGUCGAUCAAACGAUAAGAAUAUUUUUGGCAUGGCCUCUUCACGACCAGUUAUCGCACCGGAUGUGAGCUCGCAAUCUGGAGCAACCCAAACCGAUAUGCCACGUUCGUUGCGACCAAGCAGCAUCUAUGGAUACGAUGAAGCGCUACGCGAGACGUCGAGCGAGAAUAUGAUGCCCCCAGGAGACGCUUCUUAUUUGGCAACACUAUCAGAGGGUCACUCAAACAACCUUCCGGGCGGCUCCUCAGAAACCCUGCCUGCGCUAGAAUUGAGCCUAUCGCAAUUCUCGCCAAAGUUCGACGUCUGA